ACAGUAGACAGUAGACACUUGUACAGACGCCAUUUUCAGUAUUUAAUAGUGAUUGUUGUGGUUUGUUUCUUAAGUAUUUCAUAUUUUUUGGAAUUAAAAAUAGUGUGAAAGCAUUGAUUAUUACAAAAUUUAAAUUCAAUUGUUAUUGAUUGUCAUUUAAAUGAUACGACAGAAUAACUGGUGAAAUCUUGACUGAAAUAUCGCCUGCGCGGGAAAUGUGGUUAUCUACGAUCGUCAUUCAUAACUAGAGCUACGUUUUGAUAUUUGUAGUUUAUUUAAAAAGGUUUAGUGAAAUAUACCAUUAUGAUUGGUUAUAAAUCAAGAGUUGGAAGACGUGUGAAAAGUAAGCUAGCGAGAAAUUUAGAAACGCUUUAUAGAGAAGGAAAAUGUCGCGAAUGUACAGUAGUAGUAACGCGUAUGGAUUUUGCCAAGAUCCUAGGUAAAUUUACUAAAGUUAAAAUCCAAUACGAAAGUUCAACACCAAAGGCAACAAAAUCUUCAAAACAAAACUCAAAUAUUAAGUUAAAAAACAAUGAAAAUGGAUUAGUGUCUUUGAAUAAAAAUCCAUAUAACUCUGCAAAAGAACUCAAAAACAAAAGCAGUAAAGACAGAACCACUGAGGUUAAAAAACAAACAUCCAACACUUCUAAAUCAUUAAAUGUGUUAAAGGAAAAUAAUAACUGUAAGUCCAGUGCAUUAAAAAAAGUGAACUUCAAUAUUAAGCCUACUCUCUCAGAACAUAAAGAAUAUGGCAUUAUUUUUGUCAAUCCAAAUGUAAACGGUGCUAAUGAUGUAAAAUGUAAGAUAACAUUAGCAGAUUUAAUUCCACAUAUAAAUAAAAGUUUAUUGCCGAAUGAAGACUGGUGUAUAGAGUUUUUUCCUAAAAGCCUAGAACCAAAGGAUGACAAAAUGUACAAUCGUAUAGCGGCAGAAUUAGAAGAUCUUAUGUAUAAUAAAAUAAAUACCACCACAGAUAAUAAAAUGGAUGACUUUCCGUCAAUAAUGGAUAUUUUAAAUGACAAUACUUCUGAAACUAACCAGGCUAAAGACCAAACCCAAGAAAAUAAAUCUAAUCUAAAUAAUGAUGUCGAAGCUAUUCUUCUUGGGAAUAGUGAAAGUAAUGAAACAUUAGAAGAAAAAGAUGUUAUUAAUAAGUCAAAGGAAGAUAUACCAAUGACCCCAAGCACUGAAGUUGAGGAAAGUAUACUCAAAAAUAAUAUAGAAAAACCACACAGCCCAUCCAUAUUAGAUGAAGCUUUAAAGGAGGGAAAGGAACAACAUAUACCAAGCCAGCCAAUAUAUGAUGACAAUAAUGAUGCUAAUAAAUCUAUAGAAAUAGCUGUAAAACAAGAUGAUAGCGAAGAUCCUGUUAAAGCUGAGAAUCUAGAAGAAUCUAAAUCACACUCAAUAAAGUAUGAAGAAGUCACAGAGGUUAUAUUCAAAAAAAUAUUAGAUGGAAAAUGUGUCAAAUCUGUUACAUGUCUAAAAAACUUAAGGUAUAAUAUACAGAUAGAGGAAACAUCUGUUGAAUUUAUAGGUGCACCAAAGUAUAUAACUAGUAUAGAAGACAUUCAGGUAUUAUUGGAGAUUGUCAAUAAUACCACUUUAAAUAGUGUGUAUGUGUUACAUAUAUAGUCUGUAUGAGUAUAUUGUUUAUAUGUAUUUUAAAGAUGUUAAACAAUUAUUGAAAUACAAACCUUAUAAUUGAAAAUUUAAAACAAACCAUACUUUAGGUUUACAUGUAAAUAUAAUCUUAUGCAUUCUUAAGAAUUUUCCAUUAUAAUUGUUUUGAUCAAAGAUUAUUUCAACCAAUAUAUGCUUAAUUGUUACACUGCGGCUAUAAUUGAAUAAGAAAAUAAUACCAACUAAAAAUAACUUAAUAAUUAUACAUUAUCUCCCUUUGGAAUAUUUUCACCCUUAACACUUAUAUCAUGUCUAUAGUUACUUAUCUAAACUUUAUAAUACAAUUUUUCAGAUAAGAAGUUAUUAAAAUAAAAAUUUCUUAUAUGUAUCUAUAUGAAAGCAUGUUUAAGAAUAAGAUAUUUAUUAAUUCAGAUUGGUCCGUUGUCCCUCAUGGACAUUGAGUUGAGUCCUACAAUUAUAAUAUUUAUUUAAUCUGUAAAUCAUUACAGUUUUUGUAACUAGCAACCCCAAAAUUUUUCUAACAUUAAUUCCUAACAAAAUUAGUAACCCCUAUUUCUCAUUAUAUCUUAUUAUAUAUGUUAUAUUAUAAAAACUUAAACUGUUAAAGAAAAUAGUAAGGCUGUCCAUACACGACACCACUCUUUAGUAAUCGAUUACCGUAUAAAUUAGCAUGUUUGAUUAAACUAAUAUUUAUUCAAAAAAAGUAUGGGCUAUUUUGUGUAAAGCGUAAAAAUUAUGAAGACGCGCAUACAUUAAAUAUAAAGUAUAUUUCGACUUUUUAAUCUUACAUAAUGCUAUCCAAUUCCACAGAAGCAACUACCUUCAUAGAUUACUACAUUUGGUUACGUCAUUGAAGUUCAUAACAAAACUACCCUUUUGUCAAGUUUUAUAUUGUCUAUAUUAGGUCACUAAUAUUUUAAGGUCUUACAAUAUAAAAAGAAUAGUAGGAACGUAUAUUUUAUUUAAGUGCGUACAAAUACACGUACGUAAUAGGGUAGAAAAUAUAAAGUUAUUAAUGAGGUAUUUACAUAAUACGUCGAAUCACUUACAAUUUUCUUAUUGUAUCUGUGUGCACUAUAUUUUAUUUGGAUUAGGAUUUAUUUAAUUAACGUAAAAAUUAAUAUUAGUUAUAGUGAUUGGGACAUUGUUUAUAGGAAAUAAAAGUCGUUAUGGCAUUA
Molecule: messenger RNA, 2822 nt
Organism: Pieris napi
Lineage: Eukaryota; Metazoa; Arthropoda; Insecta; Lepidoptera; Pieridae
Exons: 1
Coding region: 304-1635 (443 amino acids)
Source: RefSeq, a predicted model, not a curated record